AUGACGCAAACCGACAUUUCCAAUGGAUUCAUCCCGUUUGAUCCCGAUCUGGUUGACGAAGAGAGGGGACGGAAGGUGUUUAUCCUCUCUAUAGUGUUUACCGUCCUCGUCCUGCUGUCUACAACCUCGCGGAUUGCGGCGAAGCUCCUGAAUAAAAUGGAUCUCCGGGCAGCCGACUAUUUUAUUAUUAUAACCCUGGCCUUCAACCUGACUGCCAACGUCUUCGACAUCCAGUCGGUGUACGAGGGGUUCGGACGCCAUCUGCAAUUUCUCACUAGAGACCAAGUGCUCACUCUCCGACGGCUGGGCCAUUACACUACCAUCUGCGUCAUCAUUUCUCUCUGGGCCGUGAAGCUCUCCAUCUGCUUUUUCAUCCUAGCCCUCAUCCGCGACGUCCACCGGCGAAUUGAGUGGGCCCUCUACGGGCUUAUCAGCGUGAGCACAAUAGGGAGCAUCUGCGAGGGAACCUUCUGGGGUCUUCAAGCGAGGCCGCUGCGGAAGCUCUGGGAACCCGACAUAGCUGGAGAAGUCUUCUGCGACGAUACCCUGGUCACGAUUAUAAUCGCGUUUACUGCUAUUAACAGCGUGAUUGAUCUGUUCUACGCCCUAUCGCCGAUAUACUUGUUUGGAAGACUGCAGAUAAGUCGCGGCAAGAAGUAUAUUCUGAUCGGAUUAACCGGGUCAGGCUUAUUAGUCUUCACCUCAUCAAUUAUCCGCGUUACAUUUGCCCGCGACCUACACGAUCCGGAUACCAGCUGGGCUCUGUCCAAAGUACACCUCUCCUCGAUCGUAGAGAGGAAUUUGGCAGAACUCAUCGCCGACCUCCCUGCGUCCGUCAUUCUCUUUCGCAGCGUCCACAGAAACGCCCGCACUCUCUUAUCGUGGGGCACCUGGGACUCCAUCAAGAGGGUUCGCACCAGAGGCCACUCCGGCCCCGGAGACAAGAGCUUCUCGAGGGGAGAUAGACGACCCCCGUUCAGCGGAGGAGAGCCGGCUUACUGCGGAGAAGAGGAUGAGAUACCUCUCAACGAUGCGCCCCGGAUAUCCAAGGACAAUAUUAUAAUAGCCAGUUCGGGACCAACAAUUGGCAUGCGGGAACAUGCCUCGGGUGUGCUCAUGAAUGAGAGCGAGGUUAAUAGGGCUUAG
Molecule: messenger RNA, 1146 nt
Organism: Durotheca rogersii
Lineage: Eukaryota; Fungi; Ascomycota; Sordariomycetes; Xylariales; Xylariaceae
Exons: 4
Coding region: 1-1146 (381 amino acids)
Source: RefSeq, a predicted model, not a curated record